GGGGGGGGGGGGGGGGGGGGGGAUAAAUCAGGUUGUUGCAAUCGCGGAUUUUGACCAUGCUCAGAUUAAACAUGCAAAUGAUGACCUCGCCUGACACUGACGUAAGCCCAUCAGAACAGAGGCAACUGACUCUAGAACGGCAUUUGAGCUGUCCCUGGGGUUUGACGUUUAAUCGUAAUGAAAGCGAACAUAAAUAUAUUAGGCUACAUGGUUUCAAAGAGCAGGCUAACUCAUUUACUACAGAUAUUCUUCAUUUUAAUAGUAGGCCUAAUUAAAAUCAUUUCUGAUAAGAACGAAAUGUGAAGUAAAAACCGAUGCAAAAAAAAACAAACUAAAAACCUACGGAGCAAGUUUCUCGAUUGAUCAGACUCUUUGUGGCAAAUGAACCCCGUAAAUUAUUAAUCCGAUUCCAGACCCCUGGUGGCGGGUGGAUUUACCGCUGAUAGGAAGUCGUCAAAGUGGCGAUCAAAAGUGCAAAUUGCUGCAUGAUCUAAUGGGGGCUGAGAUCCUCGUAGGUGACUCCGAUAUCGGCCACGCUAAUCCCAGGUGAGAGACCAUGAAAUCGGGGCAACUAUGAAAUCAUGGAUACCUUGGGAACUAAAGGGCUACCAAUCAACCUAACAGGGCUACCAUUUUGUAGAAACCAUGAUAACCUUUGCUGUGUCAUCGUGAGAAUGGUUUGAGAGGGCAUCACCUGAAGUAUAGAGAGGUUAGAGACGGAGAGGGCUUUACGCAUGGGCGUAGCAACAGGGGGGGCCCCAGUAUGAAAAAAUAAAAUAAAAGUCCUGAACGGAAACGGUCUAAAAUGAAAUAUAUACACUAUUAGUUUGAUCUAACUUUGACUUAUUGUUGUUAUUCAAAGUGUUAUAUUUUGAAGUUCUGAAUAAAUAUUUCACUUACAUACAUGUGAUACAUGUGAAUGUAUUUUUUUUUCAGAAUACAUGAUCUGAAGGCAGUCCAUUUACACUAUUGCCACUUAAUUUAGUUAUUUAAGAAUAUUUGUUUCAUGUGCUUGUAAAAAUAAUAAUUUGUCCCUUGAAGACACCUUGAUGGACUGGGAGGUUCCAGUCUCAGUAUAUUAUCUUCAUUUUACCCACUCUGCCAGAAGAGGACCCCAACUGGAUGUUUGACCUCAAAGAACAGAGAGUCAAUUGAACUAGCCGGCACAAUUAGUCUGGAAGAUCUCAGCUCAUUUUUAAUUUACAAGGGAGGUUUUCAACAGGUUCAGACCAAAAUGCCUCUAAGAGCUGACAUCAGUGGGAGCCAUCUUUAUUGUUUAUGAAAAUGUGCAAUAUGAAGGGCUACUCUGCUUUUAUACUUCCAUCAUAAUAAACAAAACCUUUUUCUCUAAAUAACUUUGAAGACAACAAUUUCCUCAGAACAAAAUUGGACUUCUACUAAUAAUAACUGAUAUCUUGGUGAUGAAGUGAUAUACACCAUAAAAAUCACCCUGCGUCUAAUCUCAGCUCCCCUGCAAAUGUAUUUUUUCUUUAGUGUGUCUAAAUCCGAAGCCUGUAGGUAUUUCGUUCUGAAAUACAAACAAAGCUACCACAGCUAUAGGAGGGCCAGGGUCUCCUUUCAGCUUGGUUUGAUCGUGUGCCUCUUACAUGUUUUUGUUGGUGACUAUAGUUCAAGAUUCAAGAAUUUAUUUGUCACAUGCUUAAUUUGAGAAAGAAAAAGCAUUGAAAUGGGGAAAAAAGCAGUGAAAUGGGGAAAAAGGCAGUGAAAUGGGGAAAAAAGCAGUGAAAUGGGGAGUUAUGAAUAACGUUGAUUUCAAUGCUCCGAAUAAAUUAUAUGACAAUGGAUAAACUGAUUUCAUUUUUACGGAUACAUUAUGCAUGUCAUUUGAACAGAAAAGUAUUUUUCAACCUAACAAUUUUAAGAGUUAUUAGGUUGAUUUACCAUUUGUUUAUUUCACUUCAUAUUUAAUCUGGACCUGUAAGAACUUUUGUUAUUUUUUGAUAGCCAUAUGUGCCUCCAUGUCUUUUUCCUAUUUGUGUGUGUAACGAUUCUAUGCUGCAAACAAAAUCUACCUUUAGGAACAUUAAAAUAAUUUAACUUGAACUAGCUUGAACUUGAACUUGAUAUGUCAAUGCUUCCAACCAAAUAUUCAUCAUCUUCUGUGGAGCGAAAGUGACACCUGAUGUCCAGUUUUGCAUUUUGCAUUUUUGCAUUUUUAUAGGAGUACAACGCUGUAUGUCUGUGUCUUUAAGUAUGAUUGGUAAGGCUGGGGGGAUUCAGAAGAGGGAACAUCUGUGAACAGGUAUGAUGUUUUUUUGAUCGCUUAGGAUCUCGUUUUAGUGUCUGUGGUUCCUCUUGCCUCUGGAAGUCUCCCAGAGGAGCUGAGGGCGUUAACUUAAUAGGGCUGUCAAUAUCUUUCAAUUAAAUUCUUAAAACGUUUCUUUUCAAUUACGCUUUCUUCUAACCACGUUUUCUUUUAUCUUCUUUGUUUGAUUUAACCUAGAAUAUAGCUCUAUGAUAUGUUAUUCUCAUCAUCUUUAUUUGAAACUGAUCUAUUGUUGUGAUGUGGUUUUCCCUGUUAGGCUUCAUUAACAGACCAUCAGACCAUGUUUCGCGUGCGAGUCUCCGCCUUCCGUCUCAUUGGGAUUUUCAUGCUUUUAAGUAUGACAGAAUCAAUCUCCCCAGAGUACCACUACUACAACCAAAUCCUGAGCUGGAGCAACGCGCGGAGCUUCUGUCGGAGUAAGCACAGCGAUCUGGCCACCGUGACCUCCAUGGAGGAGGCCCAGCUCCUGGCCCAGACCACCGCCGGCCUUGACGACGCCUGGAUCGGCCUCCGUAACGACGGACCCGCCAAGUGGCUGUGGUCGGACGGAAGCGGAGAGCCGCUUCCUCUGUUGUGGAUUGCAGGGCAGCCCGACUUUUCGGGUGGCUGUGUAGACACGAUCGCAUCGGGCUGGAACGAUUACAAUUGUACUACGACGAGACGUAAUCUUGUGUGCGAAGAUGCACAGGUGCCGUACUAUUACCCUCAGCCCGAUUUGUGGGAAUGGACCGCUGCCCGGGAUCAUUGCAGAAGCCUAGGUAUGAAACUACCCAAAAUCAAAGGCAUGCCCGAUAUAGCGCCAAUCCUCACUCCGUCGCUCCAUGUCUCCGUCUGGAUCGGCCUCUUCUGGGACCGGUGGGCGUGGUCCGACGAGAGCACCUCCUCCCUCAGGUACUGGACGUUGGGCGAGCCCGCCAACCUCCAGGGCUGUGCGAUUGUCAACGUCACGGACCAGGGCCGGUGGUACGAGGAGCAGUGCGAGACCGAGAUGCCUUUCGUCUGCCAGGGCGCUGGGAACUUGCGGAGGGUGCUGAUCAAGUUAAAGAUGGAGUCGGAUGGUGACCUCGAUCGCUCAGCCGCCGGUGCUCAACUCCUGAAGCAGCUCGAGGCGCAGUUCAGAAGUCAGGGGAUAUCAGAUUUCCAACUCAGCUGGAAGGGCGACAUCCGUCGUCAGGAUGAGAUCAACGAGAAUCCUGCAGCUGAGAGCCACGGUCCAGGUCCCUGCGAUAAACGGAAAUGGAAUGACUGAAGCAACAGACCUCCUACGUACACACAUACACACGCACACGCACAGUCACAUGCUUGCUAACCAUACAAACACAUAUAGAUAGACAGGCACAGUAUUUGCAUGUGUAUGGAGAUGAGGGGCUUAUUAUUAUUAUUAUUAGGCAAAACUCCAAAGUUCACACGUUAUAUCUGAGUUUCCGGUAGUUGUGUGCAUCCCGUGUGAUUUUUUUUUUAACUUACUUAUGAAGUAAUUGUAUAUUAUGACACAAUUAUGACAGUUCAACUAUAGAGUUGACCUACCAGUUUAUUAUGAAAAAACAUGUUGAGGUCCUGUCGGUAAAAUUUGAGAAUUGUUGAGGGAGAGAGCAUGAUUCAGAAAAUAAACAACCCCAGGAAAAUGCCCCUCCCUCUCUGUCCCCCCCCUACCUAUCUCCACCCUCGAGGAGUGUUUUAGUCAUGCAAAUUAGUUCCCUGAACAAUCAGGCGAGGAUAGUCUUGAUCAGAAAUUCAGAAAUUAGCAAAAAAAUAAUGGUCUCACAGAUAUUCAAAAAUAAUGAUACCCUCAUGAAAGGUCUUAGAUCUUACAGCACAUUACACAAUGUUAAAAUAAAUAUCAAAAAAAUCUAAAUGUAAAUAGUACAAAUAAUUCCAAAUCAAACAAAGUUGGAAUCUAAUAAAAUACUGAUAUAGGAGGGAUCCUUUAGCGGGAUGAGGGUCAGGGGGUGUCGUAGGCCUACUGUCGUUUAGCCUGCGGAGCCCUUUGAGACCGGAGCUGUUAUUCAAGAUAUACAAAUCAAGUGGACCUGGCUUGGUGUUUGUUAGCAGGAUGAGGAAGAUGUUUCACAAUGCACAAAGACACGAGUGGAAGUCCUGCGUGAUAGAGAUCAACAUGGUUCAGUGCUUGUCAAAGUUCCGGUUUGAAAACGUCCUGCCCGGUGGAGUAGACGAUGAGACCUAUACUUUGAUAACCUUCAUCUAAUAAAAGCUUUAGACAUAAAUCAAG
This is a messenger RNA of Gadus morhua (Atlantic cod), 4517 nucleotides long. Its product is annotated as C-type mannose receptor 2. The transcript is spliced from 7 exons. Bases 2568 to 3536 code for a protein of 322 amino acids. The record is from RefSeq and is a predicted model, not a curated record. NCBI's taxonomy places the organism in Eukaryota, Metazoa, Chordata, Actinopteri, Gadiformes, Gadidae.